CCAUCUUAGACCUAUGCAAGGGCUAGUGUAACCAGUCCCGCUCAAACAACUCCCAAAGAGGAAAUCAAGCUUCCAUCCAAGACCUCUGAUCGAGAUCCAUAGUCUCUAGAAACAGGUAUGUAGGCGAGAAAUUGGAACAGGUGGAAGGUUUCAGCCGGUUGCUUGACAGGAUGCAGUGACACCCUGGGAUUUAUGCCUUUGUUUUCACUCUCACUUACACUUCACUGGUUUAAUACACAUCAUCUUCUAUCACUCUUUGGCCUUCACCUAUUGAUUUUCCUACACCUAAGUUUUGUUGCAAAUACGUGACUCUUUUGGUUACUCCCCAACUGUAUCACGUUUACACAGUAUCUGAUCAAAAUGGCAAAAAGAAAACGCGAAGCAGCAGCAAAGGAGAAGGUUGGGAAGAGGAACACCCGAGAAGAAGAUCAGAUAGAAGCAUCCGAUAUGGAAGCAUACGAAGAACUGCUCAUAUGGGCAAAAGAUAGAGGUAUCAUCCUCAACGGCGUCGAGCCUAGACGGAUACCAGGCCGAGGUAUGGGAAUAGUGGCUACAAAGCCACUCGAGGAAGAUGAAACUAUUCUAACAGUUCCCUCUACCACCCUCCGGACGUAUGAAACCGUCCACCCUUCCAUAUCCCGUGCCCUGCCUAAGGACAUAUCCAUCCACGGCCUCCUAGCCGCCGAUCUUGCCUUCGACCCUUCUCCGUCCGCCAAGUAUCGGCAAUGGAACGCCGUCUGUCCUUCGCGUAAAGAUAUGUGGGACUAUUUGCCUCUAACAUGGGAUCACCGACUACGACAGUUUCUGCCCAGAAAGGCGCUGGAGUUACUUCUAAAACAGGAGGCCAAAUUUGAGAAGGACUGGUCCAUGGUCCAACAGUCUAAGCUCCUCUCUUCAGGGCCUGGCAAGAAAGAGAACAAGAGCUUGGAAGAGGAAGAUUGCGGAACACUGAAUAAGAGCAUAACAAGAGAUGACUACCUCUAUGCCUGGCUCCUCGUCAACACCCGCACCUUCUACCAUGAAACUCCAAAGACGAAGAAGUUCAAUAAAGAUGACAGAAUGGUCCUGCAACCAGUCGCAGACUUGUUUAACCACACCUCCUACGACCCAUCAGCCGAGAAGAAGGAAGGCAACAAGAAAACCUGCUCAGUCGCCUUCUCACCGACCGCCUUUACCAUCACCACCACCCGCCCUUACGCCGCCGGCGAAGAAGUUUACAUCUGUUACGGCAACCACUCCAACGAUUUCCUCCUGAUCGAAUAUGGCUUUCUCUUUGACGAAAAUGUCUGGGACGAAGUCUGCAUAGAUGAUGCCAUCCUUCCUUUACUCGACCAAGCCCAAACCCACUCCCAAUCCCAACAACAGCAGCAGCAGCAACCACCAAGGAAAGUAACUCGAAGACUCAACGAACGAGGCAAAAAAGACCUCAAGCCACAAGCGUCCCAACAGCAACCACCAAAAUCCCCCAAAGAAGUCCUCGAGGAAACCGGCUUCCUAGGCAACUACAAUCUCGAUCCGCGCAACCCCACAGGCUGCUACCGCACACAGGUCGCACUUCGCGCCCUUGCCGCUCUCGCAGACAGCGCAGGGCCGCAAGGUGAAAAGAAGUUCCGGGCCUUCAUCGACUACGGCCAAGACCCGUGGGAGGAAUCGCUGGAGGAACAAGCGAAGCUGAAUGCAUUGCUGGCACAAGCGCUUAAGCGUUGGAGCUCAGAUGCUAUUGAGAAGAAGAUUCGGGACGGGUUGGAUAAGUUGGAGUGGAGGGAGGGACAUGAAGGUGUAGUGGGGAGGGAGUGUCAUAGAGGGCUGUUGUCGAUGAGGUGGAUGCAGGUGAAGAGGAUGGUUGAUAGGGCUUUGAAGGAGCUUGAGGGCUGAGAGGUGAAGACUGCCCGGGUUUUUGGGGAGGGAGGAGAGGAGAGUGGGACAGCAGAAAAACCGAGGGUUGUGUCGCAGGCUGGGAAUAUAGAUGGACAGCUCAACUUGACCAUCGCACGACGAAACAUGUAUGUUGAUUCGAUUGCCGGCGUGGAUGCUGACUGUGCGGUUUGUUUAGCGACUGCGUAUCUGUCAUUGCACGGUGGUCGUCGCGGAACCGGAUGUUUUCCUGAAGUGUCCUCGUGCUGGCUGUUGAACUCCGAUCUGUGUUCAUGCCGAAGGGUCGUGGAAUCAUUCUCUCCGAGGCCUCUUCGAGCCCCAAAGUUUUCGCUCCCUCCUCUGGACAUGUUUGCUGCCGUUCUCUUCUUCCAGCUGACAACUACCCGGCACCCGUCGUUCGCCCAAUCCGGCAGGCACACCUUGCUUUGACCGGCCGGCCGGCCGCCCCUUCCGUCCCGUCUCAUCCGCCCAGGCGGCCCCAACCGGUGGUGGUUCCUGCCCUUAUAAGUCCCAGUUCCAGGCCUUCCUUCCACCACAUCCAGUCUUCCACACACCCGAGCGGUGGUCCGUUGGUGUAAUGGGCAGCACACAACCUUGUUCAACCCAUACUUCCAUAGACCGGUAUGACUGCUACCACCACGAGGUUCCCAGUUCGACCCGGACCGGGAACAGUCACAUGGGAAUUUUCCAACUCCCUGAUCCAGAGUAUGGUCAUAUUCCCCAAAGAGUUGACACCGGCAACCGUUGUCGCCAGAGGAACAGCCCAGAAGCAACUCGUUCGGUGAGACACGUAGAGUCAUAUUAGCAGUUUGUGAGAAGUUGCAGGGACGGAGAAAUACCUGAUCUGUUCAUACGUGCCCUAGCAUUGUGCCGGUAUGGCUAGUUGUGGGAACUGACUUAGUUUGAACUCCUCUCGAUCCGGGUGGACGCACCUUGUGACGGAGGAGAGAGAGCUAGGGCCUGCAACUGUCUAUAGACUGCCG
Messenger RNA from Neurospora crassa OR74A, 2858 nucleotides. RefSeq lists its product as hypothetical. Gene Ontology annotation, molecular function: protein binding; protein-lysine N-methyltransferase activity. The transcript is spliced from 2 exons. The record is from RefSeq and is a predicted model, not a curated record. NCBI's taxonomy places the organism in Eukaryota, Fungi, Ascomycota, Sordariomycetes, Sordariales, Sordariaceae. Gene Ontology annotation, biological process: peptidyl-lysine monomethylation; peptidyl-lysine trimethylation. The coding region runs from base 361 to 1875 and encodes 504 amino acids.